AUGGCGCGCCUCUUUGCGGUCAUUGUGCCGUUCCUGGCCUUCUUCGUCACGAGCAUCCACGCCGGGAGCUACUGGCCCUCCAAAGACACCAAGGCGGUUUGCGACGCCCUUAUUAAACAGUACCCAGAUAAUCUCGUAUGGGAUCCCCUCGGACCGUACGGCAUCCACACCGUCCUGCACGCGAGCAAGUACAACUCGGCCAACCUCGACUACUGGAACGCCGCCAACAGCCUGAACCGCGCUGCAUGCGCCUUCUUCCCCUCUUCGACGGAGGAGGUGGCCUUUGCCGUGCAGACACUGAACAAGUACGAGUCUGUCCAAUUCGCGCUCAAGGCGGGUGGGCACAACCCCAACCUGGGCUUCUCCAGCGUCAGCGGCGGUGUCCUGGUCGCGUUCCGGCCCAACUUCCAGACGGCGACGCCAUCCGAGGACGGCAGCUCUGUCGAAAUUGGCGCCGGGUGUAAGUGGGAAGAUGUGUAUGGCACUCUGCAACCGCUCGGCCAGACGGUCACGGGCGGCCGUCUUGGUGAUGUGGGCACUACAGGUCUCAUUCUCGGCGGUGGCCUCUCCUACCUCUCUGCGCAGCAUGGAUUUGCCUGCGACAAUGUUCUCAACUUUGAGACGGUCCUUGCCAACGGCACCAUCGCCCACGCCAACGCCACAUCGAACCCCGAUCUAUACUUUGCACUGUGCGGCGGCGGAAACCGUUAUGCGGUCGUCACCAAGACAACAAUGGAGACCUUUGAGGUCGGCGUCAAGGGCCAGGUCUGGGGCGGCGUGCGCACCUACACCGAGGACAAGCACGAGGCAGUACUCAACGCCGUAGCGCGCUUCACUUCCGAAAACACAGACCCCAAGGCAGCCAUCAUCCCGACCUUUGACUUUGCCGGCGUCGUCGCCCUCAGCGUGCCCGUCAUCCUCGUGACCUUUUUCUACGACGGCCUCACCGUCCCCGCGGGCGUUUUUGACGCGUUCCUCGCCAUCAAGUACCUCAGCUCCGACACGGGCGUGCGCACCUUUGAGAGCCUGAGCAAGGAGAUCAUCGCCGGCGACAUGAAGGGCCUGCGCUUCCGCAUCGGCGUCAACUCGUUCCCCGCCAUGCCCGUCGGCAACAUGACGGACUUCCUCGUCGACCACUGGAACCUGGUCAAGAAGAAGUCGGCCGACGCAGCGCUCUUUGACCUGCUCGAUUUUAAAAUCUUUGCGUUUGCCGUGCAGCCGAUGCCGCGCAUGAUUGCGCAGGCGUCCAAGGACAGAAACGGCGGCAACGCGCUCGGCGUCAACCCGGACAAUGGAGAUCGCGUCUGGAUCGAGUACGACCUGGCGUGGGCGAACCCCCUCUGCGACUCGGUCUGCACGGAUUGGAUCAAGGCCAUGGUGCAGGAUGCGCACGACCUGCAUGUGCAAAGGUAUUCGGGCAUCUACCCGACAAACUACAAGAGCGGCGAUUUGGAAACCAUCAGUUAUAACCCCGUCUUUAUGAAUGAUGCGCUGGAUACCCAGCCAGUGCUCAAGAGCUAUGGCGAGCAAAACCGGGCGCGACUCAUGUCCAUCCAGUCAGAAUAUGAUCCGCAUGGUUUCUUCAUGGAUCGACAGAAUGGUCCUGCUUUCUAG
This is a messenger RNA of Akanthomyces muscarius, 1614 nucleotides long. RefSeq lists its product as uncharacterized. The record is from RefSeq and is a predicted model, not a curated record. NCBI's taxonomy places the organism in Eukaryota, Fungi, Ascomycota, Sordariomycetes, Hypocreales, Cordycipitaceae. Gene Ontology annotation, molecular function: FAD binding. The coding region runs from base 1 to 1614 and encodes 537 amino acids. The transcript is spliced from 3 exons.